Molecule: messenger RNA, 7636 nt
Organism: Dermacentor silvarum
Lineage: Eukaryota; Metazoa; Arthropoda; Arachnida; Ixodida; Ixodidae
Product: serine/threonine-protein kinase SBK1-like
Exons: 6
Coding region: 575-1630 (351 amino acids)
Biological process (GO): peptidyl-threonine phosphorylation; peptidyl-serine phosphorylation
Molecular function (GO): protein tyrosine kinase activity; protein serine/threonine kinase activity; ATP binding
Source: RefSeq, a predicted model, not a curated record
GGCAUUUUCGGGUUUCACUCCGCCCAGUGGUUGGCUGGCUCUCUGGCUUACGUUGCUCGCCUGCACUCACUCCUCGCUCGCUCGCCAGCCCGCCCGCCCGCCGCAGAGCGCAGACACUCUCCUCCGGUAGAAGAACGGCGGGCACUUUCGUCCAUGUUGCCCGUGCAUCAGCAGAAGCAGCCGCGACCGCAUGUUUAGUUCGACGCGGACAGCGGAACCGUUCGACGGGUACCGUCACCAUGGAGUCGACGAAGGCUGUGGCGUCCUCGACAGGACCGCUGAGAAGCGGGAACGAAGCCGGUGUCGUCUGCUUAACGUCGUCUGCUGCCGCUGCCCGGUGAGAGGGUAAAAAAAAAAAAGACAGCAGCUCCUGCGUCAGGGGCCUGCGCUGUAGUACGAAAGAGAGAGCGAUAGCGCGCCGCAUUGGUGCCGGGACGCUUCUCGCGCCUAAAGGUCAAACUGCGCUCCAGUCGACGCCGUCGGCGAGGGCGGUCGGCCGGCCGGACGGACGGACGGUUCGGGGAUUUUCUGACGUUUUCGACGCGGUUGGAUACGACGGCGCCGGGCAGACGUGAUGGACAAAUCUAAGCAACAGGCCACAAUCCACAAGGUCCGCGAGCUUCAGCUGGAGGCGGUCCAGAUGGAGGAACACUAUGACGUCAUCAAGGAAAUUGGCUCCGGAGACUACGGCAAGGUGGUGCUGGCGCGGCACCGCGAGACGGGCUCGCAGGUGGCGCUCAAGGCCGUGCCGCGUGCAACCACGACCCUAAGGGACUUCCUGAUCGAGUUCCACUACAGCUACUUCUUGUCGCCGCACUCCAGCAUACUGGACACGUACGACGUCUGCUUCGAGACGCCCGAGCACUACUACUUCGCGCAGGAGGUGGCGCCAUACGGGGACCUGUGGCAUGCCGUCGAGUACUACGGCGGCAUCGAUGAACGCGACCUCAAGGUUAUCCUGAGGCAGAUAAUCCCAGCCCUCGAGUUCAUGCACAGCAAGGAGCUAGUGCACAGAGACGUCCGUGCCGAGAACAUACUCAUCUUCAGCAAAGACUUCACAAAGGUCAAGCUGACCGACUUCGGCCUCACGAGAAAAGCGGGCACGCUGGUCAAAAAGCGGACGAGAUCGCUGCCCACCUGCCCGCCAGAGAUAUGGGAGGCGGUCCACCUGGAGGGCUACACCGUCGAGCUGGGCUCGGACGUCUGGCAGAUCGGCAUGCUCAUCUUCUCCUGUCUAACUGCGAGGUUUCCCUGGGAAAAAGCCGACAUCACGGACAGCCGCUUCAACGAGUUCCUCGACUGGCAGAAACGCAAGACGACGAGGACGCCGCGGGAGUUCAAGCGGUUCACGCCCCGACUGCUGCGCAUGAUGCGGCGGCUGAUGGAACCCAAGCCUACCAAGAGGUACCCCGUCACCGAAGUGAACAAGUAUUACGGUGACCGGUGGCUCAUGGUGCGAUCCCCGCGGACGUCCAAGGUCUCCGAGAUCUGGGACCCCGCGACGGCGGCGGCCGUGGCGGGUCACGACAAGAAGCUGGGCGACGAGCUGCUGCAGGAGUACGGCAAGGAGCAGAGGAUCCAGAACUGGAUCAUGUCCGGAGCCGAGGGCCAAGCCAAGGAGAGCCAGUAGGAGAAGCCGCACGCCCGAGUGGCGGGUUCUCGACGAUCUGAGCGGGUGGUUUCUCUGCGAACACGGAAAUGGCCGCAGCCGUAUCUUUCGAGGCGUGCGUAUUUUAGAGCAGACAACAGUGUGUAGGAGCAGAUGACCGGGCAUGCAUCUCUUGUGAAGGAUAAGGAAAAGGUGAUGUCCGUAAUCGGAUGUUGGUGGAUUUGCUUGGCUCGGCUCGGCUCGGAUGGAUUCCAGGUAUACCAGGAUAUUCAACUCGUGAGAUGUGCACUUGGCAUAUGACUGGAAGCUGAUGACAGAGAAGACGAGGCUGCGAAAAUCUAGAAUGGGGACCCGCUGAAGCGAUGGUGGUGGUUCUCGGCAUUGAGGCUGUAUUACUCGUGGCAGACAACCUGGAAUGGUACACCGGCUGCUUGAUUUAUUGGUAGAUCGUCACUGGAACAUUCGUCGCAUGAACAGUGCCUGUGUUCCCAAGCAAGAGAGACAGAGCUGAGAAAUCAUCACGUGUCUGUGCAACGCGUCUUUCAGCAGCAGAAUGCUGACGAGAAAUCUCGGAAUUGGCUCGAGAGUCCGUGAUCCUCUGGCAGUGGGUGACGACAUAUAUACACAAACGUAGUGGGGCACCGCGCCAGAUGCCUUAAGCCUUGCUGUUAGCAGGACCACAAGAUUACGGAGUUUAAGGAGAGACACAAACGUAGUGGGGCCCUGCAAGUUUCUCUAAGACUCCGAGAUGCCGAAGUGACACCCUUCAUAGGCAACCCAACUCUCCCUCCUGAAAUACAAAUGACGUCGCAAACAAAGGGUUUAGCCGAGAAGUUCAUGACAUCAAGAAUUACGCGGCAGACGACGUAAAAAACAACGAAUUCUGGAGGCGGCGCGCUGGAUUUCUCACUUGAACAACCGAGGGCAGAGUUUCUGGAAUCUUACGGAAAAUCUCACACGUUCGAGAAUUGUCAUCAAGCACCGCUUAUGUCCAUUCCAAGUGCGGAAGAAUUGCAACAGCUUCCUUUAUUAGACUUUUGCGCUCCAGGAAACGGUAGACAAAUAGUCGGGAAGCCGUUAAAGAACGUAAAACUUUGCCCGAGUUGAUAAUAUAGAUGUCCCGUCUGGCUCCAUCCCUGCUCUGCCAUUUCGUCUUCCGAGAUCAUGUGUCCGCCGCAAAUAGCUGUGGCAUUUGUGGAUGCGUCUACCGAAAUCCCUCGGCGUCUUUUCGACAUGUCUGCUUCAACGCAGUAUCGGCGUCUACAACUGGUGGACGCGACAGACGAAACCAGUUUAUUGUCUGCAGCCGAUAAUCUCAAGUGACAUUGCAGGUAACCUGCUGCCUUCUGCUGAUCGAUCAUUAUUGAGCAGACGACGAAGUACAGAGACGCCAUCUGGCGGCAGUUGCUCACGCCCCUGGCAUCCGCUAUGCGAAGAAAAAAACUUUGCUUAGUUGAAUCGCCCGCCUUGAUGUAAGGCACAGUGACGUCAUCACCUACCAACGAGUCGUGAGUCGUGGUCUUGACAGAGCUAGACAAUCUGUGCGCGAGUGCAUUACGAAGUGCGGUGUCUGUCGGAAACUGUCAACUGUGAACACUUGUAGUCUUGUCAGUCGUGGUGACUUUUUGCGAAGUUUUGUCUUUCGCUUGCUGCUGAGAUUGUGUUGGCGCUGGCGAUGUCAUGUUAUUCGCGAGUGUCGGGAAGGUUGGCGUAAGACUUCCAAACAUGCAUUCAGCCAAGAUAUAAUGCCACUGCAUAGUGUUCAAAACGAGGCUGAGGUGAAGAGCGAACCGAUUCUCUUGUUUUGUUCGUGAGAAAGCAUUGCCGCCAGCGACGAUAGUAUUCCAUAAAAAGAUUCCACAGCUGAUUUCGAUUUUCGAAGAAAGCAAGGACAGAUCUUAAAGAUAACGGUAGAAAUCGUCAAGGAGACUUGCUUUAGGAGCUUUUUUCUGUCCUUCGAAUGAAUCGUGUGUACAUUUUCUUUAUAGAUUGUAGCGAUUCAGUGUCGUGCUCUGAAUUAAGGCUAUACAGUAUCUGCUCCUUCUGAAAAGUAUUGAUGCGGUGUAAACGUAAGAUCUCAAUAGCCCCGAUCCUGUUGACAAUGUUUCCUUGUAUCACUUGCGAAAUGGUUCAGUGCGUACGUUUGUGUUCCCGUCGCUUGCCUUACAAUUAACCUAGUUCUAAUGGUUGCGGGAAUGAUUCUCCCUCGUUCAAUAAUAUCGAACCCCCCCCCCCCCCCCCCUGUUUGCGCCGACGUUUACCAUGCCGGAAGACGUCGAUGAAACGCUUUAUUUAGCUCAAUGACCGUAAUUUUAGUCAAUGCACGUAAAACCUCGUCCGUGAAAGAGUCGUAAAAAGCGGCUGUACGAAGCAGUGAAGUCUUAAGUGAAGCCAGGCCGUUUGGACGUCUUUGAAUCGUACUCGUGAUGUCAAACAGCUCCGGAAGGCGUGAAGUCGCAGAUGAUUUUUUUUUCAAAUGUAGGCAGUGGACCUGCGUCCUUUUUGCGAUGAAAAGAAAAACACACACACCUGCGCGAGUAUGGAGACGUGGUGCACUUUGUCUAACACAAAAAGAACGCUUACACGAGUUCAAAAAGCAAAGUUUUCAUGGCCUACAGCUGCACGGCUUUGUGGACCGCUAUGUCAAGGUCCCCGAGCUGUGAAGCUGCGAGGAAUGUUUGAACAGGCUUCAUUCAGUACAAACUGCCCGUGUCUUGCGUGGAAAGCUAAAUUUUUACUCCCAACCCACUCGAGGUGUGGACAAAAGCGUAUUUUUUACCACGUCGACGUACCUCUCAAAGUUUUUUGCCCGUCGCGCGCACGCGAGACCCUGCGACAGACUGUAAGACGCUCACCCUGAGGCCUACGAGGACCUUUGAAUACAAUUGCUACUUUUCGCUCAUCAGAAUACUAAGACAUCAUCCGUAUAUUAUUCUAAAACAUAGGAAAAGACCAUUACCAUAGUGACAAUGCGCUUAAAACAGACAAGAGCCGUACUUGCUAUUGACGCCCAUUUUUCACUGCGCAAUAAAUAUCGGACGAGAGACAGGGUCCUUUCAGUUCGGUGCCACAAUUUCGACAAGAGGUCUUCGUGUAGGAUUUAACCGAAGGUGAAGGCUCUCAAGAUGGCAAGCUCUGUUAUCUUUACGGCCUUUCACGAUAACAAUUCCGCUUGACGAAGGCCUUCACGUUAAAUGAACGUCUUCACAUUCGGCCACGGCCUUUACGAUCAGAGUUCCGGUCAGCGAGGCCCCUUCGCGUGCAACGAAUACCUCUACGAAAAUAAGCGCUCUUGUCUCGGUUGCAGUCUUGACGAUAACAAGCUUGUUUGACGAAAGUCUCGACCCUUGAAGCAGGUCUUGUCCUCAGUCUUGACCAUGACAACUGCGCUUGAAGGUCUCAAACUUUGAGGAAAGCCAUUGGCGAAUACGGAUCCUUUUGUCAGAACGUUGGCACAUGACUAAGAAAUUCAGUUCCCUCGCUGUCCCAUAUUAUCUGCGCAAGCUCCCAUCUUCGCAAACGCCACUGCGUCGGCUUUUCUUAUUGCGCCGUAGUGCGCAAAGUACAUCAUCCAAACUUGCAGCAGCUUGAAGGAAGAUGAAUAAUUUGGAAGACUUUGAACGCUCAAUCUAAGUAACUUAACCUUUGCAAGAGCAGAAGCUCGCGUUAUACCACGAUACGUUCAAUUCUCACAACUAAGAGAAACGAGUGACGUGCGGCAAAAAGAAUGCACCGACGCGGUAUACCAGCAACCAGCAGUAGGCUUAACGUAGCGUAGGAGGAAACUGCGGGGCUCAUUACUUACAAGCAGUGUACAGCCAGAUCCGCUGAUCGCACGGCUGUCUUCUCACCCACUUGGGUGUAUACAUGCCUUAAUUAUAAACCGUUCUGAAACGUGCAAAUGUCUAACUACUUUCCUUCCCACUUCAAGAAACUCAUCGCUCACACUCCCCAGCAGCUGCACAUUCAGAUAUAUUUUUCUCCGCUGCGCUAACCGUUGCCGACGAAUAUGUUAGACAUAGCCACCUUACGUAGAGAGCGGUGUAUUGCGUGCGUAUACUUAUAUACUGUCCAAAUAGCAAGUGUGCCCAGCAGUAAGACGAAACAGUAGGAAUCAUAUACGUGGGGGUUCACGAUCAUAAGUAUUACGGAAUAGCCUACGUGCCAGUCGUUGUCUGGCCAAAGUUUCGUAUUUGGUGUCGUGAGUGGAGAAUGUACUAGCGUCUUUCUAUAGAGCAAACCGUUAAAUGUUCACACCAUACCCAUCACUACUGCGUUCGUCGUCCGCCGUGUCUAGAAUGGGAAUGCGACGUAAGUGUUUGCACAAGACUACUGUCCUCAACUCUCGUGACGGUGUGGCUCGAACUUGCUUCUCUUUUUUGCAACAGUUUUCGAAACGGAAAUGCCCCUUGUACCAACUCAAAUAAUGCCCGUUUACAGGCGCCCUUUUUCGGAAUAUCGUUUCUAUCCAAUUUUGAAUGCGCCAAUAGACUGAAGGCGGGAGGUCUGAAUACGACUCGACAUAGUAUUCGCUUCGCAAGCGUACUUCGAAACGUCGUUCCUUGUAUCCGUGAAGUGUCGCCGGGAACAUUCGAAUACAGUUAAACCUUGAUUUACCGAAGUCGGUGACAGUAGGGAAGCUUUAGCUCGGGGCUCCUAUCUAAAUACAUGAGAAGGGGAAAAUUUGUUUUUCUCGGCAACCACUGCAACCCAUUUUGAUGAGCUUGGUUGUAUUUAGAAUAAGUCUAAAUCUUGUGACCACAGCAAGCAGAUUUUUUAUUUAACUUGUCAAUCUUUUAACAAAAAUAGCUGACAAUCGCAAAAUUUGGAAAACGGAACUAUGAUGUUAACUCUAACUGGGCAAUUGAAAGUUACGAAUUUGUGAAUUUCGGACCUCUGUGUUUUUCUUGCCGAUUCCAGUGAUUUCCCUUAAAAAAUUAAAGGCCAUAAAUAAAAAAUUGUCUUGUUGCAGCCACUAGAAUUUAACUUUCACUCCUAAAUGCUAUAAAUUUAAUUCAGCUCACUUUGUUGCUUCGAUGUUAUCAACCCAUAAGGCACUAUGAAUAUGUGUCGGGGAAUGAAAAAGCACCUGGUUAAAUCGAAACUUUAGUAAAAUCGAAACUUUUGUGAAGCCAGAUUUUGCUAUAAUCGAGGUUUGACUGUGUUCGCACGCCUCGUGUGUUACCUAUCGUAACCAGGCGAUUCCAUCGCGUACUAGAAGGUGCCCGCGUACAGGCAUGUUUCGCAAGCAAUUUAUAUAUCUUCGCAGAAGUCGACGAGGAGCGUUGCGGCGUGGCCCCGAGAUCCGCUCCUCUCGGAGGCCUUGAUAAUAAGUAGCCUACUUACCAAAUACCACGCGACCGCAUCUCGUCGAGGAGUGUCGAGCCGAGGCAUGUUUGUGGGCACGGGAGUCGACACGAAAAACCGUGCCACUCUUCUCGAAUACGCCUGAGACGCAAGUUUUAAUCUGUAUGUACCGUUUCCGGAUAUACGCAAAACACAACCGACGUAUCUUCUAGCACACCCGGCAGAUGGCGUUAGAGACGUUCCCUCUCUGCUGCCACCUACUGGCGUACACCUUAAUCGUGCUAUGCGAGGCCAACCCUUGCGUCUCGCACCUUACUGUCCCACACAUAUCAGACCCACUGCAUUCUUUUGUUCACUUUCCAGGAUGAAGCUAAGAAAAAAAAAUAUUUUUUGUAAAGCAAUCGCAGUCUCGAGAUGACGGUCACCCAGCCCAAACAUACGAUGUCGUUGUUCUAAGCGACACGUGCCUCUCUACUGACUAAUAACGUGUCUUAAAAAAAAAGAAAAGAAAAGGUGUUCGGUUUAAAAGGAAGGUGGCUCUCGGGCGAAUGAUCCUAAACAAAGAGUGUUUGUUGUCGGCAGUUUUUUUUUUUUUCUCGUCUUUUUUUUUUCUCUCGACUGGUGUCCGUAUGUACGGCGAUUGCACGAAGUGUUGAUGUUGUUGUUCGUCUUUUGUAUUUACUCGUGAUAUAUUUAAUAAAAACUUGCCCGAUGUGAGAA